AUGGAGUCCCCCAAGAAGAAAAAAAAGUCCCGCUCCAAAAACCGCUCUUCUCUACUACACACCACCGGUGGUGGCCUCGAGGCCAAGGACCAUCCAGACCUCCCUCCCACUGAAGACGGAGACAAGUCAGCGCCUAAACGCAAACGCGACUCGGAACCAGCUGAGCCAAAGAAGAAGAAGAAGAAGAAGCAUCACGCACCCGAGGACAACAUAACUGGCAACAUGCCGUCUCCCCCGAAAUCGAACGGCGUCUCCUUCACCGCUGUGAACCAAGCUCGCCCUGUUCCCCAAUCUCAACAGUUUCCUCCCUCCUCGCAACCAGAAAAUUCCCCGACGCCAUCACGUGCGUCUCCAGUACAGAAUGGAGAGAGAGAAAAUGUAGAGGAAACUAUCAAUCAUCAGCCUGUUCAACACGCCCCCUCGACACCGGCAAGUCAAGAACCCAGCGGCGAGCGCGACUCCUCGACCCCCAAUGGAGAAGAAAAGAAGAGGAAAGCCAACAGGAGCUCACGACGAGGGAAGAACGACAUGAAAGUCGGGUUCUUCACGGACGAGGAAGUCCAGAGGAUGGAGGGGUUCAAGCUGGCAUUCUGCGCGGAACACCACAUCGAAGGACCGCAGUUCGACAUGUUGGUGCAGUACUCCCAACGCGGCCCAGAGAAGGACUUUCCACUUGAAAAUACCUCCAUCAACAAGGCCGAAUUUUGGUCCAGGAUCCUCGGCACUCUCCCGGACCGCGAGAAACGAUCCGUGUAUCGGUUCAUGCGGCGACACUUCCAGGCCUCGGGGCAGAAAGCGCAUGACUGGACGCCAGAGCAGGACAAGGAAUUUAUCCAGCUCGUUGCCCAAAUGGGGCCCAAAUGGAAGGAGAUUGCCAACAUGCUUGGCCGCUCCGAUGACGACGUCACGCAGCGGUGGAAGAACCGCCUGGAGCACCGCGACAAGAUGAGACACGGUGCAUGGGAGGAGCCAGAGAUCCGCCUCCUUAUUGAGGUAAUUGAGGGCAUGUGGAAGAGUCUGAAACAAACGGUCCCGGAAAGCUGUGGCAAAGACAUUUUUGAUAUGGACGACAAGCUCAUCGCGUGGGGUUCUGUGAGCGAUGCAAUUGGCAAUAUCCGAUCUCGACAACAGUGUGCAGAUCGAUUUCGCAAACUUCGCUCCCAUGUUCACGGGCUGCGGGCCAGGUCAGGCGAUCCGAACGCAAUGCCUGACCUCGCAGACACAGCAAAGAAGAAUGCCAGUUGGAACAAGAGAUUCGUAGUGAAGGAUCAAGCGAUCAGCCGGGAAUUUGUUCAGGAUGAGGGCAGUGACGAGGACUCGGUCGGAGACGAUAUUCCAGCUGAAUCUCAGAGCCUCAGACGUGGCUUCAGCAUGACCGAGAAAAUUGCGGCUCUUGCUUCAUCCCAGGGGGAGAAAGAGGCGCAAGCCGCGCUCGCUUCCAUGUCUCAGGAGAAUGCCGAAUCUGAACCCAAAAUUCAAGCUACAGCUGCUACUGACGAUCAACGACCUGUGGUCUCUUCCGCCAAGAAAUCAAAGAAACGCAAACACGCUGAGACAACCACUACAGAAGUUGACGCGCCCUCUUCACCAGCCCCUGAGAAGAAGAAAAAGAAGAGCAAGAAGAAGGAUGAGCAAGCGGAAGGAAAGGAGGCUGACAACGGAGAGCAACUGGAGAAGAAGAGAAAGAAGAAGAAGAAGCACUCCGAAGCAACCGAGGCCGAAGUCAACGGGGAAGCUGCCAGCAUCAAAGUAGCUGCGGCUGCAGAGGAUGCGGAGCACGCGGAGAACGGCGAGAAGAAAACGAAAAAGAAAAAGAAGAGCCGCAAGUCUACAGCAUCCGAGCCCAAUGGCGUCUCGAGCCAUGAACCCGAGCCUGAACCCGAGCCUGAGCCUGAGCCUGAGAUUGACCCUACGGAAUCGACCAAGAAACGCAAGAAGAAGUCCAAGAAGAAUAAGGACAAGGCCGCUGAUCUACCGGCUGCCGACGAGAGGGAUGACGGAGAAUCCAACAUUGGCAACAGCCAGGUCUACGAGGUAUCAUCGUCACAUGCUCCCGCGUCGCUGAUGUCCUCAGGCAAUGUCGAUGAUGAAGAAGAUGUCAAGAUCGAUCUUACGGAUACAGACUCCGAGGUGCAGUAUGGCAGCGACUCAUCGGGUGAAGAUUCCGUCGUGUCGGUUAAGGAGUACCGGUCUGAGUCGGAUUGA
Molecule: messenger RNA, 2205 nt
Organism: Penicillium riverlandense
Lineage: Eukaryota; Fungi; Ascomycota; Eurotiomycetes; Eurotiales; Aspergillaceae
Product: MYB DNA-binding domain protein
Exons: 1
Coding region: 1-2205 (734 amino acids)
Biological process (GO): regulation of DNA-templated transcription
Cellular component (GO): nucleus
Molecular function (GO): transcription cis-regulatory region binding; DNA-binding transcription factor activity
Source: RefSeq, a predicted model, not a curated record